CUCUCUCUUAGUGGAGCAGACUUCUGUUGGGCAGCUGUUGGGUGAGUUGGAGGAGCGUCAGCCUGAAGAGCAGAGGCAGUGAAUCAGUUCAUCAGUCCGAGCGGAGCAGCAGUUACUCCGCGGAGAGGAUCGCUCAGCUGCUCGGCGAAAGCCUUUUACGCACGAGGGCAGCUGCGUAAAACUCAAAUGUUGUCGUGUGAAGAGUGAUCAGUAUUGUUUCCCCUUAACUUCCCUUUGGAAUAUUCUCAUUUGUUAUUGGAAAUCCGCGUUAAUAAACCAUCUGGAAGACAGGAUGAAGGGAUUUUUACCUUUUUUCAACCUGACUCUGGUUGCGCUACUUCUGUGCACCGUCACAGCGACCAAGUUAAACGUACCCCGACUGAGACUGUCACACAAAGACCUGCUGUCCACCAACAGGUCGUCCAUCUUCAGCGGUCACAACGGCCAGCUCUCACUCACCGCCGUCUUCUUGGAUGAGUACCGUGACCGCCUCUUCUUAGGAGGGAAAGACGUCCUCUACUCUCUCCUGCUGGGACCCACCAGCAGCGAGUCAAAAGAGAUCUUCUGGCCCCCGUUACCCGGCAACAGAGAGGAUUGCAUUCAAACUGGGAAGGAUCCACAGACCGAGUGUGCCAACUUUGUUCGACUCCUGCAGCCCUACAACCGCACCCACCUCUUGGCCUGUGGCACCGGUGCAUUCCAGCCCAUGUGUGCCUUCAUCUAUGUGGGACACAGAGGAGAGCACGUGUUCACGAUGGAUCCUACCAAUGUGGAGAAUGGGCGAGGGAAGGUACCACAUGACCCCAGUCUCCCCUUCGCAAGCACCUUUAGUGGUGGGGAGCUGUAUGCAGGACUGACAGCAGACUUCCUGGGCAGAGACUCAGUGAUCUUCAGGAGUAUGGGAGGUCGCUCCACCAUGAGGACAGAGACAGACCAGAAACUCCUCCAUGAUCCUAAGUUCAUUGCUGCCCACCUCAUCCCCGACAACGACGACAGAGACAACGAUAAAGUUUAUUUCUUCUUCACUGAGAAGGCCACAGAGGCAGGGGACAGGGAGGGAGCCAUUCACACACGUAUUGGUCGAGUGUGCGCGAAUGAUGUUGGAGGCCAGAGAGUGUUGGUGAAUAAAUGGAGCACCUUCAUCAAGGCCAGGCUGGUGUGCUCUGUACCUGGACCACACGGCAUCGACACACACUUCAACCAGCUGGAGGAUGUUUUCCUGCUGAGGACGAAGGAUGAGAGGAACCCUGAUGUGUACGCCAUCUUCAGCACAAUCAGUAAUGUGUUCCAGGGUUUUGCUGUGUGCAUUUAUCGUAUGGCUGACAUCAGAGAAGCCUUCAAUGGACCCUUUGCCCAUAAGGAGGGCUCAGACUACCAGUGGGGGGCCUAUGAAGGCAGGGUCCCUUAUCCAAGACCAGGAGUGUGCCCGAGUAAAAUCACCAACCAGCCAGGCAGAGAGUUUGGAAGCACGAAGGACUUCCCAGAUUCGGUGCUGCAGUUUGCACGCAACCACCCGUUGAUGUGGCGGCCGGUUUACCCAGCUCUGCGUCAGCCUGUGCUCGUAAAGGCAAACAUUCCUUACAAGCUGAAACAAAUCGUGGUGGACCGAGUUGAGGCAGAGGACGGGCAGUAUGAUGUGAUGUUCAUUGGCACAGACACUGGUACAGUAUUGAAGGUCAUUGCUCUGCACAGUGGAAACAGUCUGGAGACGGAGGAAGUCACUCUGGAGGAGCUGCAAGUCUUUAAAGUGCCAACUCCGAUUACCUCAAUGGACAUUUCAGUGAAAAGGCAAGCCCUGUAUGUUGGCUCUCCAGCAGGGGUGGCACAGGUGAAGCUGCAUCGCUGUGAGACUUAUGGGAAAGCCUGCGCUGAGUGCUGCCUGGCCAGAGACCCUUACUGUGCCUGGGAUGGAUCGUUGUGUGCACGAUAUGUACCCAACAGCAAACGCCGCUACCGCAGACAGGAUAUCAGGCAUGGAAAUCCUGUGCUGCAGUGUAUGGAUCAGAAUCUCAGCGAAGAGCUCGACAUGACAGAAGACAGAGUGGUGUACGGGACUGAGAACAACAGCACCUUCCUGGAGUGUGUUCCUCGCUCUCCACAAGCUUCUGUUACCUGGCUCAUCCAGCGUGACAACCACAAGGAAGAGGUGAAGCUGGAUGAUCGUGUGAUGUCUACUGAGCAGGGCCUCCUCUUUCGUCGUCUCUUCCGCCAAGACGAAGGUGUGUACAUCUGUCGCUCUAGGGAGCAUGGUUUCACCCAGACUCUGGCCCGCCUCUCCCUGGAAGUCCUCCAUGGGGAGACCGUGGACGAGCUCAUGGCACGUGACAACUUAGCUGGCCUGUCUGACUCAUUCAAAGACCGUUCUGCAGGGACCUACAGGGCCUGGAUACCAUGCGCUACAUACACCAGAGGCUCAUCGAACCAAAUGGGCCAGUCACGUACGUGGUUCAAGGAUAUCAUGCAGCUGAUUGGGCCGUCUAACCUGCCACAUGUUGAAGAAUACUGCGAGAGGAUGUGGUGCAACGACAAGCUGAGGAGGAAGCACAAGAGCAUGCUGGAGAAGUACCGCCAAGCACAGGAGAGCGCUAGGAAGGCUCGUAGUAAGAGCUCCGGGGAACGGAACAGGACGCCGAGGGAUCUCAGCGCAUGGGAGGAGUAAUGGAGGGAAUGAAAGGAAAAAUUAAGACAAAUAGAAAGGGAAAAAGUUGACAUUACAGGAUGAGAUGAUUUGGGCAGUAGAAAGGGUCAAGACCAGCAACAAAUCCCAGUGGUCAGAACUUUCUGAUCUACAAUCGAGAGCAUGAGGUCAGAUUGUUGUGUCUACUCCUGCCCUAACAGAAAGGAUUUUACAAAAUUCAUGUGUACAUAGGUGAGACCCUAAGGGUUGGCUCUGGACUUAUGGCCCUAAAAGACAGAAGAGUUCAGUCGUCUAUUACGCUCCACGAACAUAGAAGGACACUGCUUGGUCUUUGCUGACAUUAUCAUGCAGGUAGAAAGGAGGCAAGAGACAAUCUUACAAAUCCACCCUGAGGAUGCUUGUUUGAUAACCUCAGACACCAAGGACUCCUCACUUCUCAUACCUACAUUCUUGCAAACAUAGAAAAAGCUAUCAGAAAGACAGAUGCUGUUUUUGUUUCAACACGUCAUGUAAAACAUUUAAAACAUUCCAAACCUUGAUUUAUAUAUAUAUAUAUAUAUAUAUAUAUAUAUAUAUAUAUAUAUAGGCAUGCUUGUGGGCUGGUUUAACCAACAGCCUCAUAAGGUGUUUUUGGACCAUAUAAUUAACUAGUCAUGCACAUCCCUAUUUUGAUACUUCACUAUUUUGGAUACUGCCCUUUGAGAUAAAUAAAGUUGUGUAAACCUAAACCUAAACCCUAUACUAUUAGACUAGGUACACUCCCAGCACAAGAGUAAGUAGCUUAAAGUUUUGGUGACAGGUUAAAAAAGAAGUCUAAAUUUGCAUGUUCAACUCCAUUAAGAUCAUUAAACACGUCUUGAAACCCGAAUAUCGAUAUAUCAGCUUUUACUAGCUUCAUUUAACCUUCUAACUGGAACAGCAGUGCAACUGAAUAAAAAACUGAAAGUAUGACUUUCUUUGGGUGGAUGCCUCCCACUGGGCACUUCCUGUUAAUACAUUCCCAGAUGUGUUUGGUCCAAAAACACCUACUGAGUCUUUGGUAAACAGUUCCAGUCAGCUCUUUGGGCUUCAAAAAAAGAAGAAUGACAUAGAUUACACAUUCUCUGCAUUUGUGAAGUUUGCAUAUUACAAAAUGUUGAUCACACAUGGACAUUUAUUCUGCUGUUGUUGAUUCUGUUUAACUGUACGUUGGCCAAAAUUUACAAAUGCAGUCACUGGAUUCCUUCCACAUCAUGUGUAAUGCUUCACAUGUCUCACAUUUCACUUCAUCCACUUUUCUUGGCUUUUUUAUUUUGUAACGUCCAUAUUUAAGCUCAACUCAAGACAUAACUGACUUUACAGUAAACAGAAUAUUGUAUUUAAGAGGCACAUGAAGCUUACCGACACUUGCCGUAUCAGAUCUUGGCAAUGCACAUGGAAAGUGGGAUUUAAGUGCACACUUUUGCAUUUACCUUAAUCUUUCUCUCCCAUUAUACUGAACAUAUAAGCUCAACUAGCUCUGACUGUAAGCUACCAUUAGACGACUGUUGAUGGGUCAACAGAUUAAAGGCACAUUGCUUUAACUUAUAUGAGUUGAACUUUCCAUUUGAUACCAGCUAAAGAUCAAACUUCUCCCUUCACCGACCCUUAAAGGGAGAUUUCUGAGAGGCUUAUUGUCAAGCUUUUGGGUACAUUCUGUUACACCUCAUGGAAUGUACCUAAUGGCCUCAGACAAGCUCUGAUUUACUGCACUGUUGAUCUUGAGGUGCCUAAACUACAUAAAUUAAAAACUAAACAUGUGAGCUUCAAUUUACAGAAAUAUUAUUUUCAUUUUUUGCACUUGAGUUUUUUUUUUCUUUUAUACAUUCAAAUGUCCUUUGCAUUUAUCAUGGCCUGGUCACUUUUAACAGAUUUCAGGUAACAUUGUAGAGCCUGCACAAAGGGUCUAGAUUGUCAGAUUUGAUUUCCAUUUCUAAUUUUGUGGGAUAGUUAAUACCUUGCAUUAACAUCUGUUUUGGGCAUUAGGAUACCAAGCAGACAGCACUUUAGUACACGUCUACUAUAAAUUAACAAGAUGUCUCCAGUAAUGAACUGUAAUUAGAUCUCAAAUACCUACCUGUUAUGCAAAGAACAGCCAAUACAAUAUUUCUAUUGUUGUUAGGUUUACCAUGGUUAGGUAUUCUCACAUGCUUUGUGCAGUAAAGUUACUGGUAAAUCAAAUGAAUGGGGGUUGAUUAGCCACAAGCUAAGAUGCUGGUAGUACUUAAUGUACUUCCUAUGACAGAAAGAUGGUUUUAAAGGAUUCUGUGACAAAUAAUAAGUAAAUAAACUUAGUGUGGUUCUGGUUGAUUGAAAGGACUCCUCAAUUCAGGGCAAGUGUCAUCCAAGUAGUGAUGAGUUGUUUGUGAACUAAUCAGUUCUGAGAGCCGGCACAUUAAAGUGAACAAUGGGAGUCAGCUCCCAUUUGGGAGACGGUUUUAUCUUUUCCUUUUUGUUGUUGUUUGGCUGUUUUGUAAACACAAAAAGUUAAAAUUGUACCAAAUGAAGAGAUGUUCAGGAACUGCAAGACUAGCGUCUAUUACUGAGCUGAGCUAAAUGGCUAAAGGGUCCAGAUCUCUAAAAAGUGCUGUAAUUCCCCUCAAUAAAGCUGCACUUACACUGUGUGAAUCUCAUCCUAUUCAGCCACGAUUUUGAGUCAUAUGACUCAUUCGGAAACCUCGCCGACUUUCAGUAGUAUCAUGCAGCCCGACCAGCUGCUCCUGACCGGUCGGAUCAAUUUCUGACAUGUUUGAUAUUUUGGUCCAGAUGUUUAUCACAGUUAGAGUCUACUUUAUCAAGCCAGGUCCAAAUACCAUCUUAGCCAUCAGAUAAGAUAUCAAUUUGUCUUUAUAUGCAUGAAGGUGGUUCUUACCUGACAGUAAAGAUUAGCACUUCAAUGCCCCAAAUGGUUGUUAAUCCAAGUCAAUGCACGAUAUAAAUGUUUUCCAAGCUCUACUGACCAAUUCAAUGUCAUCAGGCUUUGGUGUGAACUGUAGAAACCCUUCUGAGGACAGCAAAAAGCAGACAGAAUGUUAUUCACACUUUUGACACCAGCUCCCAGCAGUGGUAAUUUAAUGAUGAGUUAUUGGUAUCUAUGAACCGACUGAACUGCAGCUGAUAAUCCCUUAAAGAUCAAACAUUUUAUCUUGAGCCACAAAUGCGGAUCAGAUUUCCUGACUACCUGAAAGGCAUCUGAAAUUAUCAAUCUGACCUCCAUACAACAAGGAAGUAUUUCAUUUUUUCAUCUCUUAUCAAGGAGAGGCCUAUCAUAGCUUGCUUGCAUGUUGCAUCAAAGGUUGUUAUUUUGGAAAACUUGAUCUCUAUCAAUUGCAAGUAACUGAUAGAAAGAAAACUGGUAGAAAACUGAUUUCGUUUUCAAGGUUUGGUAAAGAAAUGAGAUUGAAGCUGCUGAAUAGCUUAGUAUACUGCAGUAGUAAUGAGUGGAUACAUAGAAGUAUACUGUUGAAGUGAACUGGGACUCCACAGAAUAGGUGCUACUUCAGGAUACCAAGGACCAAGAAAUUAGUGUUUACGCUGCACAUGUGACUGCCAUACAGAAAAGGAAGUCUUGUCUGAAAGUCAUUUAUAACUAACCUCUGGCUCCACCAGAAUUGUGAGCAGAAGUUGGCAUCAUACCCAGAAAAUUUUAUCAUAUUGUUGGCUUUAGGCCAAAACCUUGUACCUACAUUUUUCAUGAUUUAAUUGUUUUUUCAUAAAUCAGUGCUAUUGGUCACCCUUUAUAUUUGUCAGUGGGGUUUAACCAAUUUAAGCGAUAAAUUAAUUGAAAAAUACAGCACUUUUUUUCAUUCCCUUUAAAGUGGUGAUUUUGGAGAUAUGAGGUUUUGGACCAACACCAGUGAUAUAUCAGACAAUGGCUGCAGAAGGAUUCUAAAACUAACCACAGCUAAUUUAAUAUCUUCAUGGUUUGGUUUAGUUUUUAACCAACAGGAGAAAAAAAUCCAUUGAAGGAAAAACGACAACCUCAGCUGUAAGCUCACCUCACAUUUUAAACAUUCACUGAACUCAUUUGUGCUUAAAGAAUUGCCCCUAUAGGGAAUUGUAACAGCAGAGGGAACAUGGAAAGGGGUCAGCUGUACUUUCUCCUCUUGUGCUUUCUGCUUUGUAAACACUGGUUUUAGGACGGUUCAUGGUUUUAACACAUGAUAAUCCACAAUGUUAUUGUCUUCUGUUUUGUUGUUAAAAUAGAACUUUUGGGGGUAAAAAGUCAAAAAAGAAAAGGUAUUCCCUCCAAGUGAAGCAGGUGUAGAGGAGAACGAAGGGUUAAAAUAUUUCAGGAAUGGAGCAGAGAAAGAUUUCCUUGGAUAGAGAGGGGAAAAGUGGAGGUCAGAAGAGGGCAAUGGCAGGAGAGGAGAAUAGAUGGUGCAUUUGGGAGGAGUUGCUCUCAGCUGUAUCACUGAACCCUCUAUAGAGACAGUAUGAAGGACCAGUGAAUGGUUUCAUGGUGUUUUAAGAUCAGAGUCACCUGAUUUAAAUGCAGUAAGUCCUGUGUCCUUGUAAAAGUCUGAUUCUGUUCUUAAAGCUCAUGUCAGUGUAGUGAGAUCAUCAGCUUCAAUUCACAAAAGUCAACUGACAGACGUGAACUGAAGACCUCCACUUCAGCAGCCAUGUGAAAACCAAUAAUCUGAAUUAUAAUUAUCCUCCUAUAUUUAAAAGUGGUGUAUUUAUUUUUAGGAGCUCUCAGUGUUUAAAAAUAACCAGGAAGUAAUUCAGACACCAGUGAACUUGGUGGCCUUUCUGUAACCUUGGUGGCGUGUGAACGACUUCUCAGAGGAUGAAUGAAAGGGAGGAUCCGGACUGUACAGUUUCUCUAAAGGUACUUAAAGCAUCUUGUGAAGUCUGUAUGUGGAAUUCAUGUCAUUUUAACCCAGUUUUCAGCCAACUCAAACAUGUCAAAUGAUGUCAUAUUUAUUCCCAGUUUGUACAGCACACACUUUUACUCCAGUGUACUUUAUUUUCUUAGUUUGAGGAUUUUGAGACUAGCUGUUAGAUUCCUCGUGUUUUUUAAAUGUUGAUGUACAACUUAACUAAAAGAACAUUACAGAAGAAAGCGGGUUGUUUUGCAUGUGUUAAAAGAGUGAUAUUAUUCAGGGUGAAAUAGUGUAGAAGUAACUAAUCAUGAAAACAAACUCAAAGUCAGUUGUCUAGUUUAUCUGCAGCAGUUUUACUCUUGUUCUUGGUCUGGUCUGAUUUGAUAUGUUUUUUUAAGUUGAUGAAAUAAACGUGAUCUAAUGUC
Molecule: messenger RNA, 7910 nt
Organism: Cheilinus undulatus (humphead wrasse)
Lineage: Eukaryota; Metazoa; Chordata; Actinopteri; Labriformes; Labridae
Gene: sema3g
Product: sema domain, immunoglobulin domain (Ig), short basic domain, secreted, (semaphorin) 3bl
Exons: 16
Coding region: 293-2659 (788 amino acids)
Biological process (GO): negative regulation of axon extension involved in axon guidance; axon guidance; neural crest cell migration
Molecular function (GO): semaphorin receptor binding; chemorepellent activity
Source: RefSeq, a predicted model, not a curated record